CAGUUGUGGCCGAGAGAUGGCGUGGCCGCUGCUGUGUUGUCAUUGAUAGUUGUCAGCUGUUGGCUUCAUGUCCCUGUCGCGGCUGCCUGGUUACCCUUUUACUCAUGUUGACUGAAUUACAAAAUUGUGAUAGACACCCAGAGAGAUGAACAGUGGUCAUGGCCAUCAGUGUGGGAUGCUGACACCUGUGCACACCCGCAGGCUUUCAAAUGGGUGGUGUCAGAUGAAGGGGGGAGAUUGUGUAAACUGUGGGGUGAGCACAUCAGCCCUGCGUAGCGAGGUAGAGGUGCUCAAGAGGCGGCUGUUGGAUCGAGACGUGGCCAUAGUACAGCUGGAGACGCAGAUGGCACAGGAUAGGCCAGAUCAUUUCCCUCAGGGCCAGGUGGCUGUACUCAGGGCACAAUGUGACCAUUGGCAGGACAAAUAUGACAGACUUCUUGAAGCCCACAAAAGACUACAAAAGGUUAAUCAGGGCCUAGAGGACAAACUAUUACGUCUAGUUGACCGCACAGAGAGCGAGAAGUCUAGUUUGGCUGCAGACACAGCUAGCCUCACCACUGCACUAACAACAGCUGCUCAAGCAAUCAAUAGAUUAAAACAAGAAAAUGAUAGAUACAAGAACGACUUGAAUUUAGCCAUUCAACUUCUACAGUGUAAUCCAUCCAAAUAUGCAGCUCACAAGCUGGAUUCCCUUCCAUCAGACCUGCAAAAGAAGGCAAAGUCUCGCCUGGCCAAGGAGCCCAGAGAUACCCCCAAGCCAGAAAUGAAGGUCAUUAAAGUUCCUAUUCCUACCUUCCCCCCAACAGCAAUGGUCUACUCAGUUAAUAAAUAUGCAGAGGAGAAUGAAAAAGAGCAAGAGGUGGACUCUGUUUCAGCUGCCAUCAUGGCUGCUGUGUUGGAAGAGCGGCAACGUGAAAGGGCCAGGCGCCACUGCUCAUCCUGCACCUGCGGCUCGCUCAAAACUGACACGGGUGAGAACAUCCUAGGUGAUAACACUCACUUGGAGGACUUGCAGGAAAUCAAUGGUAAUGGAAAUGGCAGCAUCUUGCCGGAGGAGGGUAGUGAUAGGGAGGACCUUAAAAAGAACAGGCUUACUGGUUUCAAGGUCAGUGUGGUGGAUGUAGGGACUCAGAUGUUUCCUUCAUAUAUAGGGGAAACAGGUAAGGUACAGUCAACCUGUAUAUACUGCCAGUCAUCCAAAAAUGUGUCUCAAGAAAAGUUAUCAACACUUGAACACACAUUAGGGAAAAGCAAGGCAAUGAACCUGAUGCAACACUCAAGAUCCAGAAGUCAACCAGUCAACCAAGUCAACUCUCCAUCUGAGGAAGAAAACUCACCAAGAAGUAUUCAUCCCUCUUCCCCAGACAGUGUAUUGAAGAGCCCGACCUUCAGGACACACUCAAGAAGUGCUUGGGACUGGGCUGCAGAAGGCCAUGACUCAGGGACUCCCUCCACCCCUUCAUCCCUAAUCAGUGCUUCCUUGAGUUAUGAAAGUGAAACGAGCAAUGUCUCUCCACAAGACUCCCCAGGUCGACUCUCCUUGGUUCCUUCAAGAUCACAGCAUGGGAAACCAAUGAAUGUGCAGAGUAGUGACAUCCAUAAAGCCUCAAAGCAAAAUGAUAAUGGGAAUAAUAUCCCACAUAUGUUAAAACAGCAAGGAUUGAAAGAUUUUGAGGCAGCCAUAUCACCUUAUCAUAGUUCUAGUUUAAGUACAACAGCAAAUGUAUCCAAUUCAACAACACAAUCUUCAGAUCCAACAACACAGGCCAACAGUUCAGGCAGUUUUACAUACAUGUCAAGAAGAACAUCUUCUCAGUAUUUGGGCCAUACUCCCUCUCCCAUCCUGACUAACCACUGUAAUUCAGGCAGCAAACCAAACCCCUGCUACACACCUUCCUCUCCUGUCACCUACAAAGUCCCAUUCAAUGCUCGAUCACCACACCAGGAUGUUUUCACACCUCCAAUUCACAGAUCUCCUCCUCACCCUCGAGUUCCAAGGGAAAACACCAUACGCAGAGACUCCUCCACAGAUGUCGUUGCUUCCAGCAUGACAACAGCCUCCAGUACAGAAACUACAUUGUAACUGAUUGAAACUUGUGACAAAUACUUUACAUUUAUUUGGACUUGGACUACAAUAUAUAUUUUGAUAUUCU
Penaeus chinensis is the source of this 2153-nucleotide messenger RNA. RefSeq lists its product as uncharacterized. The record is from RefSeq and is a predicted model, not a curated record. The transcript has 8 exons. NCBI's taxonomy places the organism in Eukaryota, Metazoa, Arthropoda, Malacostraca, Decapoda, Penaeidae. The coding region runs from base 146 to 2083 and encodes 645 amino acids.